Messenger RNA from Fusarium falciforme, 1578 nucleotides. RefSeq lists its product as hypothetical. Bases 1 to 1578 code for a protein of 525 amino acids. The record is from RefSeq and is a predicted model, not a curated record. Lineage: Eukaryota; Fungi; Ascomycota; Sordariomycetes; Hypocreales; Nectriaceae. The transcript has a single exon.
AUGGAGCUCGAUAAAGCGAGAAUCGAGCAGUACCAGCGCCAGCUUCGGGAAGAUGAGACCCCAGAGCCAGAGCCAUGGCACCCCCAAGAACUCGAAAACAGCUGGGCGCGUGGCAAUACUCGACGACCUCUACCUGCCAAUCGCUCUGACAACCACAAAGUCAGCCUUUAUCGCCUGCAGCAGCGAUGGCUCAGCUUCUGCGAAAGGAUGGGCAGACGGGCGGAUUGGAAGGCUCUGCUGAAGACUCUGACCUUUGACAAUAAAGGCCUCGGCGAGUCCUUCAUUCGAUAUCUCAUGCGGGACUCUGAUCUCCGCCGGAACGGAUGCACCAUCAACUUGGAGAACUCAAUACGAGUGUAUACAAGGAGACUCGGGGGACUGUACAAGAAGUACACGGCCGAGCCGUGGGACGACAACCUCAGGGACCAUCUCCGCCAAUAUGCCAAGAUUCUCAUCACACCGAAAUGGAAGUUGAGACGAGAGCCCAAGGCCAAGCCUACCAUGGGCCCUGAUUUCUUCAUCUAUCAUAUCCAUUUCCUCUGGGUACACGAUACGUCUCAUUUCCAUAUCGGGUUGGACCGACUCGACGACGCUGCUAUCCGCUACUUUGCCAUGUACACCGGCUGUCGAAAGCACGAGCUGGUUUAUGCCAAACACCCAAACGUCGACAAGAUCUUGAAGACGGCUGCUGAGGACACGGACGCAUACACCGACGUGGAAAACGACACGGAAGAAUGUGUGCGGCGUCGACCUAAGGAGUGUUGGGUGUGUGGUGGUCUGGACGAGAGGUGGGAUAAUCCCAAGUUGACGGUUCUCUGCUGGGAGGAUAUCGAUUUCUGGAUCCUCCGCGAUCCCGAGCGCAAUGGGGGGCGUGACCGCCUCGCCAUGCAGGUUCUACUUCGUUGGCACAAGGGCGAGAACAAGAAGAUCGGGCCGACAUGGUUUACCUUUAUUGAAGAGGACGUUCCCGCUCUUUGUCCGGUAUCUCACGUCCUUGCUAAGGCGCUGGCCGAGGGUGUCAUUGACGCCCCGGGUUAUCAGACGAGAGCAGAGCCAUUCUUCAGCACCAAGCUCAACCAGCCUUCGAUUAAAAUCAAAUGGAAGCGGGAGUGGUUGCAUCGGCCAGUGUUUCGGAUGACUCUUGACGACCUAGGCACCAAGUCCAAUGAGCCGUUAACAGCUGCGACCUUCGACAGUCACUCCAUACGGUUAGGGGUUGCAAUGGGUCUUCUGGAACGCUUGACAGAGUACGCCUACCGGAGAGGGUUCGCUAAUUGCGUUGAUGGUAAGUUUGCUUGUCUUCUCUUGUCUAUGCACGUUCUGACGCGGCGCCAGAAAACUAUCGCCAAUCGGUUCGGGACCAAGGACUUCGUCACCGCCCGAACAAACACAAUCUACCAAGAGGCUUAUCAAAACGCCAACUGCAAUGCUGUCGUUCAGGACGCCUUCCUCGGUCGAGGUACCGCGGCCCCCUACCUCGCCAUUUUCAACCACAUGGGCUUGCAUCGAGAUGAGAAUGCACCGAAGGUGGUCUCUGACGAAUUGAUGUGUGCUAUCGGCCCCAGCAGCGACGUGUGA